AAAUAGCAACCUUGCAUAUCGACACAUUUACUGCCCCUGUAUUCAGAAGCAAACCAGAGAUUGAUGUUGGUUUCCUGCAUGGUGGAUUUUGGAAGUACAACACCAAGCCUUCUAAUAUUGUUUCUCUCGAUGAGGAAAUUAUUGAUGAUGAAACUGAAGGGAAACGCACCAUUCAAGAUGAUGUUGUAGUUGCUGGACAAGAUUUUGCGGCAGGUUUGGUGCGGAUGGGAAUCCUUCCAAGGCUUCGCUAUGUUUUGGAGUCUGACCCUACGGCAGCUUUGGAAGAAUACACAAUAUCUAUACUUAUUGCAAUUGCAAGGCAUUCCCCAAAAUGUGCGAAUGCAAUCAUGAAUUGUGAAAGGCUUCUUGAAACAAUUGUCAGCAGAUUUAUCGGAGAAGACAGUGUAGAUAUCCAGCCUUCAAAAAUAAAGUCUGUUAGACUUCUAAAGGUGAUGGCUCAAUCUGAUCGUAAGAACUGUGUUGCUUUUAUAAAGAAUGGGACUUUCCAAACUAUGACAUGGCAUUUGUAUCAAUCUAUUUGCUUCCUUGACAACUGGGUAAAAUCUGGAAAGGAAAACUGUAAACUUUCUUCGGCUUUGAAGGUUGAACAGCUGCGUUUUUGGAAGGUUUUUGUUCAGCAUGGCUAUUGUGUGUCAUACUUCUCAGAUAUUUUCCAUAACUUGUGCUUGUGGCUGAACCCACCUACAAUUGAAAAACUUAUUGAGAAUGAUGUACUUGGUGAAUUUACGUCCAUCUCUACAGAAGGAUACCUUGUUCUGGAGGCUUUGGCUAGAAGGCUCCCAAGUUUGUUCUCACAGAAGCGUCUGAGCAAUGAAAUCUCUGAGCAUUCUGGUGAUGGAACUGAGUUCUGGUCUUGGAGCCAAGUUGGUCCAAUGGUUGAUAUAGCUCUCAAGUGGAUAGUUUUGAUGAGUGAUCCCAGUAUUUGUAAUUUCUUUGAGAGAGAAAGUGGAAGUCGUGGUGGUCUUGCUUCCCAAGAUUUAUCAGUCACUUCCUUGUUAUGGGUGUAUUCAGCUGUAGUACAAAUGCUUUCCAGAGUGCUUGAAAGAGUGGUCCCAGAUGAUUCUGUCCACUCACAUGAAAGUGGUAGUCUUGUGCCAUGGCUUCCAGAGUUUGUUCCUAAAGUUGGACUUGAAAUGAUUAAAAAUGGGUUUAUAGGCUGUUCAGAUACUCUUGAUGCGAAAUUUGGAAAAGAUCCUAGCGGAGGUGACUCUUUCAUUGAGAAACUGUCUCAUUUGAGAAAUCUGGGUAAAUGCGAAACAUCAUUAGCUUCUGUAAGUUGCUUACAGGGGUUAGUGGGGCUUGUCGUUAGCAUUGAUAAGUUGAUAAUGUUAGCCAGGACAGGCGUCCAAACACCUCCCCAAAAUUACCCUUCAUCUAGAGAAGAGAAAAUACUCAAGGACGGUAUACUUAAGGGGUCUUUGGUUGAAUUGAGAAGUGUGCAAAAUACUUUUAUGAAGUUAGUUGCUUCUGAGUGGCCCCUUGUGCAGUCCAUUGAGAUGUUUGGCAGGGGAGGACCUGCUCCCGGGGUGGGAGUUGGCUGGGGUGCCUCUGGUGGAGGAUUUUGGUCUGGUAGUGUUUUGUUGUCGCAAGCAGAUGCAAGAUUUCUCGUUGACUUGCUUGAAACUUGGAAGCUUGUGUCCAAUUUGGAUAGCCCCACAGAAAAAGAAAUGACUUUUACUAUGCUGGCAAUUAAUUCAUCUUUAGGAGUAUGUGUAACUGCUGGACCAACAGACAGGACUUAUGUGAGAAAGGUGUUAAAUAUUUUGCUUGAUGUCUCAGUUCUUAAGUAUCUUGAUCUCUAUAUUCGACGUUUUCUUUCCUCAAAUGGGGGUUUGAAACUGUUUGAUUGGGAUUAUAAAGAAGAGGAUUAUGUACUCUUCAGUAAAACAUUAGCUUCUCAUUUCGGAGACAGAUGGUUAUCCAUAAAGAAAAAGCUCAAAGAUAGCGUGAAUUCCUCUGAUAGUAAAUCACUGAAAAAGGGUAAAGGUUCCCUUGAUACUAUAUACGAGGAAUCGGACACAUCACCUUUGAUCACUCAAGAUUGCACUUCUUUAGUUGUAGAGUGGGCUCACCAGAGACUGCCACUACCCAUUUCCUGGUUUCUCAGUCCAAUCUCAACCCUUUGUGAUAGCAAGCAUGCUGGUCUUAAGAAAUUCUCCAAUUUACAAGAUCUCAUGCAGGAUCAAGGGGAUUUUGUUGUAGUUGCCAAAGCUGGGCUUUUCUUUCUUUUGGGAAUUGAAGCACUGUCCAGUUUCUUACCAGCUGACAUUCCAUCCCCAGUUAAAAGUGUAUCGUUAGCUUGGAAAUUGCAUUCUCUAUCUGUGAUUUUACUCGUGGGAAUGGGUGUGGUUGAGGAGGAGAAGAGUAGGGUUAUUUUUGAAGCUUUACAAGAUCUCUAUGGGAACCUUCUUCAUCAGUCAAGGUCGUCUGACUUAAUGCCAGAACAUAGAAAUGAAAACAACCUGGAGGUUCUGGCAUUCCAAUCAGAGGUUCACGAGAGUUACUCUGUAUUUAUUGAAACUCUUGUGGAUCAGUUUUCUGCUAUAUCUUAUGGUGAUUUGAUAUAUGGCCGGCAAGUUGCAGUUUAUCUGCAUCGUUGUGUGGAAGCUCCUGUGCGCCUUGCUGCCUGGAAUACGCUAACCACUUCUCGUGUUCUUGAACUUCUGCCACCUCUAGAGAAAUGCUUUACUGAUGCAGAGGGGUACCUUGAACCUGCAGAGGAUAAUCCGGAUAUUUUGGAGGUAUACGUUAAGUCAUGGACUUCUGGUGCCCUCGAUAGGGCUGCAAGUCGAGGAUCAGUUGCAUAUACACUGGUUAUCCAUCACCUUUCGGCUUUCAUUUUUAGCUCAUACACUGGUGAUAAGCUAUUGCUUAGGAAUAAACUUUCAAGGUCUCUUUUGCGAGACUUCUCUCUGAAGCAGCAACAUGAGGCGAUGAUGCUGAACCUUAUUCAAUAUAACAAGGCAUCUAUAUCGCAUGAGACCAAGCACGAGGAUGGAGUGCCUGUGGGGAAUGACGUUGAGAAGAGGCUCGAGUUACUGAAGGAAACUUGUGAAUUAAAUUCCUCACUUUUAGCUGCCGUGGAGAAGCUAAAGUCAUCCUUAAAGAACAAUCUAUCAUGAGCAAUUCUGCACUUCGUAUGCUUUUUGUAUGAGAGAGAGAGAGAGAGAGAGAGGUCAAAAACAUGUUUUUGCAUGUAUUGAUCGAUUUUCUAACUUGUAAAGGACUGGACUUAAAACUCCUUUAACUUGUGUACAUGAUAAAAUUAACAGGAAUUCUUUUAACAUGCUGGAUCCAGCUUGUGUAUGGAAUAGCAUGGGAUUGGCCAAAUAAGAAGAGGCUCCCUGUAAGAGAUUUGUUGAAG
Molecule: messenger RNA, 3385 nt
Organism: Malus domestica (apple)
Lineage: Eukaryota; Viridiplantae; Streptophyta; Magnoliopsida; Rosales; Rosaceae
Source: RefSeq, a predicted model, not a curated record